AUGCCUAAACGAUUAUUUUUUCCUGGUCCCAACAAAGAAGUCGUUGAAUUAGAAGGAACAAAUUUCUUUGUAAAAAUUGAAACCUUGCCGCAACCAAAACAUGCGCAGGCAUUUUUUAUUUUAAAAGACUCCGAAGAAGAAUGCGACGUUCCAGAAGAAAUUAAAUGUGUAGAUAAGACGAAUAAUAUCGAAAACAUAAAAAUGCCUUGUACCGAAUAUUUUUUACUCACUCACCUGAAUAAAUAUGAAUUUUAUUUUAAUGAUAUAAAAAAAAUUAGUUUAAAACCCGAACCUAAAUCUUUUUUAAUUCAAUUAUAA
This is a messenger RNA of Racocetra persica, 318 nucleotides long. The record is from the annotation of a GenBank genome assembly. Lineage: Eukaryota; Fungi; Glomeromycota; Glomeromycetes; Diversisporales; Gigasporaceae.